UUGAUUGAUUGAUAUAGCAUCAAGUUUUGGUAGCUAGCAAUGGCUACUUCUUCAAUAUCUUAUUGUUUCAGUGUUGCCUUUGUAUUUCUUGUUGCAUUGGAUAUUCUCAGCUUCCACGUCAUGACUGCUUCAGGUCAAGUAGCCAACGACACUGACCAGAUUCAGUUUGCGUUGAACUUGGAAUUCUUGGAGGCUGAGUUUUUUCUGCAUGGUGCUCUUGGCAAAGGGCUCGACGAUAUCAGUCCAAAUUUGGCUCAAGGAGGUCCGCCUCCUGCUGGUGCUCGUAAGGCCAAUCUCGACAUUCUUGUUGCUCCGAUCAUUGAGGAAUUCGCUUAUCAAGAAGUUGGUCAUAUCAGAGCAAUUGUUCAAACAGUAGGAGGAUUUGCAAGGCCUCUGUUAAAUCUUAGCCGUCAGAAUUUCGCAAAAAUGUUUGACGAAGCAGUGGACUUCACUCUAAUACCUCCAUUUGACCCGUAUGCAAACACAGUCAACUAUUUGUUGGCAUCCUAUUUGAUCCCUUACGUUGGACUCACCGGUUAUGCUGGCACCCUUCCUAACCUCACCGCCCCUGCUUCUCGCGGAUUGGUUGCAUCACUUUUGGGUGUUGAGGCCGGACAAGAUGCAGUGAUACGCACACUACUGUAUGAAAGAGGGAAUCAGAUCGUGCUUCCAUAUUCUCUGACGGUGGCUGAGUUCACGAACCGAAUAUCGGAGCUGAGGAACAAGCUGGGCAAGAGUGGCAACAAAGAUGAAGGCAUCAGAGUACCCAUAACGCUUGGGGCUGAGAAUAAAACCACCAGUAACGUUCUGUCAGCAGAUAUGAAUUCGCUAUCGUAUGCAAGGACGCCACCUGAGAUCUUGCGGAUUGUGUACGGAACAGGCAAUGAAUCCCUGCACGGCGGAUUUUAUCCUCAAGGUGCAAAUGGCAAAAUUGCAAGAGGACCUGCGUUACCGUGGCUGGAGGACGUAUAGGAGGCUAGAAAUCAAUAUGAUACACUCACAAAUAAUCAGGGCUGCAAUUUUAAUUGCAGUGCGCGAUUAGAAUUUAAUAUAUAUGUAUGUCACCAUGAAUCUUGAGACUAUAAUAAAUAAAGUCUUGAUUCUUAUUCGACUAUGUAGUAAAUCUAAAUUAUAUCAAGAAUAAGAUAUGGCGCUCACUUAUUAA
Molecule: messenger RNA, 1165 nt
Organism: Prunus avium (sweet cherry)
Lineage: Eukaryota; Viridiplantae; Streptophyta; Magnoliopsida; Rosales; Rosaceae
Product: ferritin-like catalase Nec2
Source: RefSeq, a predicted model, not a curated record